UGUUUUUGUAAAUAUUUGACACAAAUAAUUGUACGAAACAACAAAAAAAAAUGUAAUCAUGAAGAAAGGAAAAUAUGAAUUGUUGUAUUGCUAUUUAUUGUUUUAAAUUACUUUUGUCAUAUUAUUUUCAAUGGCAGCAAUAGUGGUAGAUCUUUACAUUCAUAUUUAAUUUGAUUAACCUCUAUGUGAAACCAUUUUCACAAGUGUUUUUAGAAUUGUUUAAAGAUGUUCAUUCAUUAAAUAAUAUUUGAGAUUGUACAUAAGAAUUAAUAGCAAAAGAAAACUUUAGUAACAAAAUAUAAAUUUGGUUAUGAGAAUUUGUUUGAAAAGAUACAGAACUUGUAUAAAAUAGUUAUUUCGAAAGUGAUUCCUUUUAAAGUUUUAUCAUGAGUUCUGCAAUACAAAUAUUAUGGAAACAAGCAUUAAAAACGUUUGGCAGUAGAAGAAAUACAGGUUAUAAACUAUAUCAACAAAACUUCGAUAAUUUAUGGAAUCUAAUCAAUAAAAUAACUGCAGAAGAUGUGAAGGUAGACAAACAAAUUCUUGAUUUUGUGAAGGUACAAUCUGCUCCAAUGUGUGUUAUUGUUGUUUUUGAAAAUAGAGAUAUGACUAUUGCAAUUUUUAUGUUAAAACAUGGUGUUACAAUGCCUAUGCAUGAUCAUCCAGGAAUGCAUGGCUUUCUAAAGGUCAUCAGUGGUACUGUUGAAAUAAACAGUUUUACUUUAAAGACCAAUGGUGAUCAUAUAAAUAUGAAUGAAGAAAUAAAAGCAUUUAGGCACAAACCUAUAACGCUCCAUAAAAAUUCCCCUGCUUGUGUGCUCACACCGCAAGAUAAAAACUUGCAUGAGAUUUCAUGCAUAGAAGGACCAGCUGCAUUUUUAGAUAUACUUAGUCCCCCUUAUGGUGUAGAUGAUUCUGGGAAAGGUCCUGGACCAUGUACUUUUUUUAAAACAGUUAAUUCCAAACCUUGCACAGAUUCAGAAGAUGUUAUUGAAGAAGUUCGAUUGCUAGCUACAGAAAAACCACCAGGCUUUUAUUCUCAUAAUCUCAAAUAUACAGGACCACCUUUGAUGUGAUAAUGUAUACAUAUUUUUAUCACAUCUUUUAAGUUAUAGAAGUAUGUAUUUUCUACAUAUUGAUAGUAUUUACUUACAAAAUGGUAUUUGUACAAAUAUAAGCUAUUCAAUUUACAUUAUUGUAAACAAAACGAUUUUCGUUCAUUUGCAUUUAAGUGAAAUGUGUUUGUGUAUAUAUACAUAUAUAUGUCAAUGUAUGUAUCUUCAAAAGAAAUAUAAUUAAUAAGUAAAAGUAAAAAUAGAUAUAAAAACAAAUUAUUGGUAAAUAUUAAUAGAAAAUUAUUUCUGUAACUUUUUUUACAGUUUAAGUGGUUUUAUGUAUUAGACUUGUCAUAUUAUUUUUAUUUUAUUUAUUAUUAUAUGAUCUUUUGUAAUAUUAAAAGAUAAUAUAAUUGAUAGAUAUGUGCAUAUUGUUUAUUGUACUAUUAAUAAGCCAAAGUCAUCAUUGAUUGUUAGAAUAGAAUGUUUUGAUAAUUUAUCUUUGUAUCACAAAUAUCUGCUUUAUAUAUAGUACAAAUAAGAGUCAAAACAUAAGGUGCUUUGUUGUACAGAUAUGUAGAUCCUAUUUAAAUUAAAAGUUAAUAAUUUGUAUAUGUAAGACAAAUCUUCAGAAACAUUGUGAAGUGUAUGUAUAAUAAUUUCUGUAUCAUUUAAUUUAGGUUUUAUAUUAAGUUGAUGAUUGUUUAAUACUUAUUAAUCAAUGAAAUUAUAUUUAACAUUUAAUUAAAUACAGUAUUUUCUGAAGAUAUAUUGUACUUAAUAAUCAUUUAGUAAUUGAUUAUUAGUUUUUACAGGAAAUUAAAUAAUCGAUAUUUGUAGUCUUUAAAAAAUAUAAUUUUUGUAAAUAAUUUCUUCAGAAUUUAAAUUCAAUUAUAUAAGAUUUAAUAUUACUGAACACAUAAAUAUAAAUUUUUAUUUGUCUUGAAAAUCUUGAUUUUGAAAUUUUUAUUGAAAAUGUUAAAUCACGAAAUAUUACAAAAUGUAUGUUUAAAAAUAAUAAUAAGUGUAUAGUAUUAGCAAGGAUUAUAUAAUUACAACAUUGUAUAGGAAUCCAGGUUGAACUUUACUCUUUAUAGAUUACACCAGUCAAAUGUUUACAUUAAAUAAAAAUUUGCUUAUGAAACAUA
Molecule: messenger RNA, 2203 nt
Organism: Vespula vulgaris
Lineage: Eukaryota; Metazoa; Arthropoda; Insecta; Hymenoptera; Vespidae
Product: 2-aminoethanethiol dioxygenase
Exons: 2
Coding region: 387-1076 (229 amino acids)
Cellular component (GO): mitochondrion
Molecular function (GO): oxidoreductase activity, acting on single donors with incorporation of molecular oxygen, incorporation of two atoms of oxygen
Source: RefSeq, a predicted model, not a curated record